AUGGUCGGUGCACUGUUCACAGCACUGAUUCUGGGGGUGACAGAGCCUGUUCUCGCAAAUGGCGUUGCUUCCUGCGACAACUCCUCUGCCGUCGGGCCCUCCGGGAGCACCCAGGGCCUCGGACCUGGGGCCGCGGAGAACACCCGGGCGGCUGACGGCACCAGCAGCCGCCUCGUGAAUGGGACCGACUGCGAGAGGCACAGCCGGCCGCGGCAGGGUGCGCUGUUGCCGGAACCCAACAAGCUCUACUGCGGGGCCGUGUUGGGGGACUCGCCGUGGCUGCUCACGGCCGCCCGCUGCCGAAAAGUUUUCAGAAUCCAUCUUGGCCACCAUUGCCUGUCACGCAUAUGUGAAUCCGGGCAACAGCUGUUUCAGGGGAUCAAAUCCAUCCCCCACCCCGGCUGUUCCCACCCCGGCCACUCCAGCGACCUCACGCUCAUCAAACUGAACAAAAGAACCCGUGAGACUCCGCAUGUCAGGCCCAUCAGCAUCUCCUCCCAUUGUCCAUCUGCCGGGACCAGCUGCUUGGCGUGGUGGGAAACAGCCAGCAGUCCCCAGGCUACCUUCCCCAGAGUCCUCCAGUGCUUGAACAUCACUGUGCUAAGUGAUGACAGGUGCAAGACGGCCUAUCCAAAUCAGAUAGGUGACACUAUGUUGUGUGCUGGUGCCCAGGCCGGCAGAGACUCCUGCAGGGGUGAUUCCGGAGGCCCCGUGGUCUGCAGUGGUUCCCUCCAGGGCCUUGUGUCCUGGGGGGACCUUCCCUGCACUGAGCCCAACAGACCCGGCGUCUACACCAACCUCCGCCGGUUCUCCAAGUGGACCCAGGACACUAUGCAGUCUAAUUCAUGAGUCGUCCUAGGACCCGGCAUUCUGGCCUCCCUCGCCCCCUGCAAGUCCCCACCCCUGCAGGGACCCCAGCACUCCUUCCAGGCACCACUUCCUUCCCCAGAAUGUUGAGGUGGUUCAUCUCUCCACUGCCCCUACCCCAGUCUCCUGGAAUCAAGGUCCCCCCCUUUCCCGGACAGUGGAUGGACACGUCCUUCUGGUGGGAUCCUGAAGACAGUUCCCAUAAUGACCGGGGCGAGAGUUGCACUGCACCUCUGUCUCCCCAGUGCUUCCUUCCUCGGGUCCAGAGUCCACCUUCUCUGCAGCUGUGACCCAAAUUUGGCCCCAGAAAUAAAACGUCUG
Messenger RNA from Balaenoptera ricei (Rice's whale), 1188 nucleotides. RefSeq names its product kallikrein-5-like. Lineage: Eukaryota; Metazoa; Chordata; Mammalia; Artiodactyla; Balaenopteridae. Gene Ontology annotation, molecular function: serine-type endopeptidase activity. The record is from RefSeq and is a predicted model, not a curated record. Gene Ontology annotation, biological process: amelogenesis; extracellular matrix disassembly; positive regulation of antibacterial peptide production.